Molecule: messenger RNA, 1277 nt
Organism: Prorocentrum cordatum
Lineage: Eukaryota; Dinophyceae; Prorocentrales; Prorocentraceae
Source: the annotation of a GenBank genome assembly
AGCCGUUCUGGCUGACCGCCGUGGCGGCCGCGCGGCAUGGCGGAUGUUCCGCCGGAGGCUCUGGUUCCGGCGCUCCAUCACCACGGCGGCCGCGCAGGCCGAGGCCGUGGGGCUGCUGCUCGGCUCGCGGGCGGACGCCUCGGCGCGGGGCCCGAAGGGGGUCAGCCCGCUCCACGCGGCGGCCUUUGCCGGUGACGCGGGCGUGCUGAAGCUUCUUAUCGAGAGCCGCGACCUGGAAGUGCGGGACCAGCACGGGCAGACGCCCCUCUUCUUCGCCCCGCGCGGGGAGAUUUGCGCCCUCCUCGCGGAUGCGAACGCCGACGUGGACCGGCUGAACAAGAAGGGCCAGACUGCACUCCACCUGGCUGCCAACGCUGGCAUCGACGAGGUGGUGGAAUGGCUGUGCUGCAGAAUGAGCCCGGGCCUGAUCAACGCUCAGGUUCGAGCCACGGCGGCGUGGGACGACGAGGCCGCGCAACAGGCGGCGGUGCGCAUCCAGGCGCGGGCCCGCGGUUUCCGGGACCGGGAGCGGGUGCGGCGGAGGCUCGUGGAGAAGGUGGAGAGAGACGGCUGCACGUUCUGGGAGGUCGUGCUCGGAGAGGGGGACUCCAGGACGGAGCCCUUCGGCUUCUCCUUUGUCAGCGGCAAGGAGCUGGCGCAGAUCGAUGCGCAGAGGCCCAUACCCCUCGGCCUCGAGUGGGAGGACGUGGAGCACGAGAGCCUGAAGGAGCUGAAGGUCACGGCCGUCUCGCCGGACGGGCUGCUGGAGGCCUCGAACCAGCGCUUCAUCGAGCAGGGCCUCUUCCACUACGUGGUGUGCCCUGGCAUGCGCAUCGAGGCGGUGAGCGGGGUGACGGGCAACGUCGGCCUGAUGUCGGCGAGGCUGAUGGAGGACAGCGCGGUGAGGCUGAAGAUCCGCAGGGCCGAGGUGGCCACGAUGGCGAGGGAGAAGCUCAAGCGCAGGCUGUGCGCCUGGAGGGGCCUGAAGUUCGGCGGCAAGCGGCGGGAGAGCGUCGUGGCGCCCCCGCCGGCGCUGCUGGGCAGCUAGAGCUGGAGCGGCCCCCCCCGGAGCAGGCCCCGCCGCGCGACCUGGAGCCGCGCCUGCGCUUUUUUUUUUCCACGCCAGACACGCCAGGCUCGGCCCACACCAUGCCGUGCGACACGCCCGUGGGGCCGGCGCCGAUCCAGGAGCUGACCUCCUCGUCCGUGACGCGAACGCGUCGGGCGGGGCGCGGCUUCUUCGACUCGACUCUGCCGCUCGACCUUUGUCUCUUUCC